Protopolystoma xenopodis is the source of this 204-nucleotide messenger RNA. The record is from the annotation of a GenBank genome assembly. Lineage: Eukaryota; Metazoa; Platyhelminthes; Monogenea; Polystomatidea; Polystomatidae.
AUGGCCACAUUCAAUCGUGCUGCUGGGCGAUCUUGCUCAUCUGCCCACGGAAGGCCUGGCUCACAUCGUCAUCGCUUGUCUCCCGAUUGUCGCCACUCUCCCUCGGGAGGAAAGACGAGUUCUCCGCCCUCUUCAUCCCGACCUUGCUGGGCCGACUUCGUCUUGUUAGGCUCACGCAAUUUUCAUCAUCCCCCGGGAGAAUAG